GCGAACGCGGAGGCCAGCGUUUCCUGCCUGACCGGUGGACAUGUCACCUGCAUCUGGGGGAAUUUUUAAAAUUUUUUAAAAACAUCUGGGGGAAAUUGACUCACAGCCUACUGGUACAACUGCGGUGUUCUUUUUUUUUUUUUUUUUUUUUUUUUUUUCUUUCCCGUAGAGCCGAAGGCGCAACUGCGGCGGAGGACACGAGAGCGAUGGCGAAGCGGGUGGAAUCGCCGUCCAUCGGCAUCGAUCUGGGGACGACGUUCGGCUGCGUUGGCGUGUACAAGAAUGGCCACGUGGAGAUCGUUCCGAACGUCCAGGGUAACCGUAAAACGCCAGCAUGYGUGGCUCUUACGCACGUGGAACGUCUGAUUGGGGAGGCGGCGGACAGCCAGCUUGCGAUGAACCCGUUGAAUACGGUGUUCGGGGUGAAACGGCUGCUGGGUCGCAGGCUCGGCGACCAGUCGCUGGAGAGCGACCAGAAGUGGUGGUCGUUCAAAGUAGUGGCAGAGACUGAUGGCAAGCCGCAGAUCUGCUUGUCUUACAAAGGUAAGACGGUGAUGUUCGCCCCAGAGGAUAUCUGCGCCAUGGUGCUGAGCACGUUGAAAGACGUUGCCCAGGCAUACAUCGGUCGAGAGGUUAAGAAUGUGGUGGUGUCCAUUCCCACCCACUUCACGUAUUUGCAGCGAAGCGCAACCGUGGACGCUUGCGUAAUCGCAGGCUUGAAUGUGAUUCGGACCGUUCCGGACACGCUGUUGGCUGGGCUGACAUAUUGUCUGGAAAAGAGAGGGGCAAGGGCGGCGGCGGGGGAAGAGAAGGUUAUGGUGUUUGACCUAGGCGGGGGCACUCUCGGAGUGUCGCUGAUGACGGUCGGGGAAGGGGGCAUGGAGGUGAAGGCGGCCGGAGGCGAUACCCACUUGGGAGGCGAGGACUUCACCAACAGGCUGCUUGAACACUUGGCGGAGGAGUUCAGUCGGAAGCACGGGAGGAACGUGAGAUGGAACGCGCGGGCGAUGCAAAGGCUGAGGAUGGCCAGUGAGCGAGCCAAGCGCACUCUAUCGACAAUCGCGAAGGCGAUGGUGGAGAUCGACUCCCUGUACGAUGAUCUGGACUUUCGGACGACGAUAACGCGCGACCGAUUCGAGGAGCUGAACGCCGAUCUAUUCCAGAGAUGCGUGAGUUGCGUAGAAACGACUCUGAAGGACGCGGGGGUGGAGAAGAGGGAGGUGAAGGAGGUGGUGCUGGUUGGAGGAUCGAGUCGAGUGCCCAAAAUCCAGCAGAUGUUGUCGGACUUGUUCGGCGGAAAGGAGCUGUGCAAGAGCGUCAAUCCGGACGAAGCUGUGGCAUACGGAGCGGCAGUGCAAGCGGCCACCCUGGAAGGCAGCUUCCGCGAGAGAGCGCCAGUCUUGAGGUGGACGGAUGUGACCCCCCACGCUCUAGGGAUCGAGGUUGGCGGCGGGAUGAUGGACGUCGUCAUUCCUCGUAAUUCACUGAUUCCGGCGAAGAAAGAACUGUUCUUCUCCACGCAUAUUGACAAUCAACCGGGGAUGCAGAUCAACGUCUUCGAGGGCGAAUGCCGUCGGGCGUGGGAUAAUCGUCUUCUGCGGAGCUUGGACUUCGGCGGACUCCCGCCGUCGCCAGCAGGCUACCCGCAAAUCUUCGUGAAUAUCGAAAUCGACGCCAAUUACAAGAUCCAGGUUCUUGCGGAGGAGAGGAGAACGGGCAUGAAGAAAUGUGUGGACAUCGAGCCCAGGGGAUGCUUGACCAAACUGGAGAUAGCGCGAAUGGUGGAGGAGGCGGAGAGAUUCAAGGCCGAGGAUAGAGAGAGAAAGAGGACGGUGGAUGCAAGAAACGCGUUAGAAGAGUACGUGUUCGGUCUUCAGAAUCGAUAUCUGACGGACGAAAAAGGCGACGGAUCAAAGGCAGAUGCGCCGCUUCGAGACAGAGAGGAAAUGGAUGGCCUCUUGCAGGAAACGUUGACUUGGCUAGAGGACAACCAAUUAGCAGGGGCAGAGGAAGUAGUGAGAGUUCACAAGGAAUUGGAGAGGCUAAUUAGUCCGAUCACCGGGAGAUUUGCGUCGGGUGCAGAUGGUGAUGGCCAUCAUGGCGGCGGCGGCGGUACAGGAUCAUCGCCGGGCGUCCCGCAGCCAUCGCCAUCGCCAUCGCCGUCGUCGUUGCCGUCGCCGUCGCCUUCGCCUUCGCCUCCGACUGCGGCGAAUUGUGAGAAAGCGAGGAGGAGCGAUGGUGAGAAGUGGAGACCCAAUUCCAAGGAAGAGAAAGCGGCGGACAUAUCCAACGACGACCGCGGUGGAAAGGAAGAGGAGAAAGAGAGGUCACAGGACCAACAAGAUCAAGGGAGAGGGUCAAGGAGGAUGCUGUGCGAUUUCGAGAACUUGGUAGACGAUCUGAGGAGAAGCAUUCUGUACGACGAAAUCCUUGCCGCCAAAUUCGAUCGCGCUGAUAGAUUGCGCAUCGAGGAGAAGUUCCAGGACUUGAGGAUGCUCAAGGAAGGGGGGGGGGGCAAGAAGGGGGGCAUUAUUAACAUUCGCCACAUCUGCGGCGUCCGUAAGCAAGAGGAAAGUCUCAGAUGCCAGCAGGAUGGUGAUAUGGUUGCGGAGGAUUAUGAUAAUGUUGGGGCUGUAGAGGGACUGGCGAUGGGGGUCUGUGAGGUGGAGGUACGGGGCAGUGUGCCACGUAGUGCACCGCCAACUGGAUCUGGAGGCGCGUGGGCGAGAGGCACUGUUGGAGCCAUGGAAGAGCGGAGAGAGCUUCACGUUCGGGAGGGGACGGAGGAGAGGGAGGAGGAGGAGGAGGAGGAGCAUCCUUGGCAGGAGGUGGAGAUCCUGGAUAGGAAGGCGGAUAAGCAGGAGCAGGAGCAGCAGUACAAGGAUGUACAGGAGACAAAGUGUGCAGCAAGAGCAGCAGGAAGAGAAUGUACAGCCAGGAGCAUGAGCAGGCGAAGGAAGAGGAUCAUCAAGGAGCAGCAGCAUGGGGAGCAGGAGCAGCAGCACCAGGGCCAGCAGAAGUAGCAGGACCAAGAAUAUCAUGAACACCACCAGGACCUGCGCCAGGACCUGCACCACAAUCAACAGCAGAAGCAGGA
Molecule: messenger RNA, 3097 nt
Organism: Chara braunii
Lineage: Eukaryota; Viridiplantae; Streptophyta; Charophyceae; Charales; Characeae
Source: the annotation of a GenBank genome assembly